AUGCCAUUGAUCAUGGAACAGGGCCUCAAUGUCGAUGAUCUCUUUGGGGAGUCCGGCUCCCUCGAGCUGGGCUUGCCUGCGGGUCCACCCCCGACCAAAGGCUUAGCACAAUGUCAGGAUGAAAUGCGUCUCUUAGGGUGUCGUCAGAAAAUUGCCUGGUCUCGACUGGGAUGUAUCGCAUAUAUCUCCGCAGAUGGACUGCAGGUCAAUUUGCGCCAUCUGAAUUCCAGUCCUUCGAAUGGAAAAUGGGUACUGAGCGAGGAAACUACACUCGCUCCGGUCGCGGAGACCCAUGGCGGUAAUCAGCUCGUCCACCUGUCCUGGAACGAGUCUGGUUCGGAAAUGGCGGUCGUGGACUGCCUGGGACGAAUUUCCAUCUAUUCAAUCUCAAUAGCUUUGAACAGUAUCACAGGUGUACGGCAGGCCAAUUUUGAUUCAAGUGAUGAUAGUAACCAAAUUGUUGGCAUGAUGUGGCUUAACACCCAGCGAAUGGUACAUGCCUUUCACCAAGCAGCCAAGGUUAAUGGCCGUUGGGCCUACUCUCCCUUUCGUCGCCGCCCAAUUGGUCCCUUUAAUCCCGCCAAUAAAGGUGCACUGAUCUGUGUCACCCGAGCAGGCCAGAUCCGGCUCAUCUUCCAAAAUCCAGACAGCAAAUGGACUGAACUACCUGCGGAGCUAAAGAACACCGGGUAUUCAGACAGGCUAUUGACCCAUGCCUCUAUCGUUGCAACUCAAACUGGUAUCUUGGUUGCAACCUACUCCGUAUGCCAAAAAAUAUGCCUUUACCGAGUACAAAUAUCCUGGAACCCCCCACAGUGGGAUACCACUCAAGGGAAACAAGCCCAAUUUCCCAUCCCAUCAUUCGCCUUCCUGCAUUGCAAGAUUGACAUGCCGAGUAGUAUCUUGGAUGUCAACCGGGGUUCCCAGCAACAUACGGAUAACCCAUUACCAUUUCACAAUUCCGUUUAUUCAUUGAAUUGGUUAGAGAUCAUGCCUGGUCAAAUCGAUAGCCCAACGGGAUCAACGGCCAACCCCUGGAUCCUUGCUGUGUUUGCCAAGCCGCUUCACUCCACACCUGAAUAUCCAGACCAACAAGGACCUUCUAGUGUCAUUGUUCGAUGGCAAUUGGAGAAUGCCCCUCAAGCCUUCCACCCCAAGUUUGACGAGGUCGCACCGAAAAAGAGCAAUGCUCAGGCCAAGUCCAAGAUGGAGUUGCGUCGGCUAGACGACAUUCACUGCCAUAAAUACAUCGUUUCCGUGGAUAUAGUGGAGCACGGAACUGCUCUGGCUGUCACACAUGAUGACAGCUCGAUUACAUUCUAUGAUACACGGACGAUGGCCGUUUUCAACGGAAUGGAUGAUGCUAGCACAGUGACCUGCCUAGCUCAAGCUGGAUUCCAGUUCCCGAUGGACUCAGCCGGUAUCUCAAUUGCCUUUUCUCCAAAUGCCUGCGUUGCCGUCACGCUAGAUGCAGAGGGGCAAAUACAUAUGAGGUCGAUGGAACAUCCAUUUGGAUCCAAUGACGGCCUCUAUGACGAUAGUAUGGACUACCUCUCUGAUAAUCGAAGAGCACAAGACGCUAAUGCGAAACCAGGUAAAUUUUCAUCCGCCAUUGCAGCACUCACUCUUGCCUUCAGUCGUGGAUGUGGAGCCGAGGUCAACACAGACGAUAUUUUGAUGGUUGCUCUAAAGCGACUUACGCCUGGUAUGUCCUGUCAGUUGUCCAGAGAUGAAAAGGGACUAAAGAUAGCAACAGAGGCUCAAUCAACACUUAUCGGCGAAGUGUAUCGUGCUUUGCCUGUGAAUUGUAACUUCACCGUUGAAACCGAAAAGCUCAUGACACAUCCAUAUAUUCCUCGAUGUCUGAGCUUACAGGCUGCUUUGGGCUACAAGGGAAGACUCAAGCGCCGAAACCUCUCAUCUGCUGUCCCGUGGGCCAUUAUUCAGCUUCGCCAUGCUGCUGUGCUGAUUGCAUACUUUUUCCAACAUGGGAACAAAGGGCAGAGCGAGGCACAUGAUCCAGAAAUCCUACAAAUGCUUUUAGGCAAUAUAAAAUGGGUCCUAGACUUCACCCACUUCAUCUUGAGCGAGGCAUUCGACCUUGCCGACGAAUUCGAUGUUCUCUUCACCGACCAAGAAGCCUUUACUCAGAAAUUGAGAACCGUCAACUCCGUCUCCCUCAUCGUCCUCCUCUCCAGCAUGUCCCGCGCCUUCCUCCGCUUCAUCUGCCGCGGCCUCCGAGGCGUCCUCGGCGGCUUCACGCAAACAAACCCAGCGUCAAUCCCCAGCGCCUCGAGAGUCUACUACACCGAGAUCUGUCAAAUCCUCCAAUCCUCUCCCGUCCGCAUUGACAUCUACGAAAAGUUCCUAGCAGGCGUCGACUCAGCCGUGAAACACGCCUACCAAGGCUCCGGCUUCGGAGACGCAGAAAGACCAGGUCCAGAAAAGGAACUCCUCGUAAAUGCACGCAUCCCACCCGUUCUCGUGACAGCCGUCGCAACCCUCCUUCGUCAAACAGUCCCUUCAAUGAAAUCAGAGAUCAACCGCAAAGAUAUUCUCCUGGGCGAUUAUAGCUGGCUUGGUUUCGGGACUGAUGUUCGUACGGCGAUGUAUCGUCGGCAACGGGAAGUUGAUAUUCUGAAGAAGGUCCCGCUGAGGCCGCCGCUCGCUGUUGGACGGAAUGGGAGGGUUAUUCAGCAGCAGAAGAAACGAAGAUGCGUGCGCUGUGGUGAGGUCUCUGGGGAUGUGGCUUUGCCUAAAUCUUUGCCUUAUUUCAAGAUGAUCGCUAAGUUGAAUUUGUUGCGUUGUUGUCCGUGUGGGGGUUUGUGGAUGUUGGAGUCAGAGCCUAGGGAGAGGGCCAAUAACGUGGCGAAUGGGCAGCAUGUUCCUGUGAGGACGCCGGCUGCUGUGGCUGCUGCACUAGGGUAG
Molecule: messenger RNA, 2928 nt
Organism: Penicillium longicatenatum
Lineage: Eukaryota; Fungi; Ascomycota; Eurotiomycetes; Eurotiales; Aspergillaceae
Product: mediator of RNA polymerase II transcription subunit 16
Exons: 8
Coding region: 1-2928 (975 amino acids)
Biological process (GO): positive regulation of DNA-templated transcription
Cellular component (GO): mediator complex
Molecular function (GO): protein binding
Source: RefSeq, a predicted model, not a curated record